Messenger RNA from Aspergillus puulaauensis, 1296 nucleotides. It is a transcript of the gene fahA, whose product is annotated as fumarylacetoacetate hydrolase FahA. The coding region runs from base 1 to 1296 and encodes 431 amino acids. Lineage: Eukaryota; Fungi; Ascomycota; Eurotiomycetes; Eurotiales; Aspergillaceae. Gene Ontology annotation, biological process: L-tyrosine catabolic process; homogentisate catabolic process; L-phenylalanine catabolic process. The transcript has a single exon. The record is from RefSeq and is a predicted model, not a curated record. Gene Ontology annotation, molecular function: fumarylacetoacetase activity.
AUGGCUUCCUGGCUACAAAUCCCCAAAAACUCGCCCUUCUCGCUGGCAAACAUCCCAUUCGGCAUCAUUUCAUCGUCUAAGAUCUCAGCGCGAGUUCCUGCAGUUGCAGUUGGAGAUUAUGCAUUGAACCUGAGCGCGUUCGCCGCGUCCGGCGGUUUCUCUCAGCUUCCCGCUAUCCAGUCGCAUUUGAACGUUUUCAACCAGCCUACUCUGAACGCCUUCGCAGCUCUCGGUCGGCCAGUGCACCGACAAGUCCGUGAAUACAUCCAAAAGGUCUUCAGCACAGAGACACCAUUCCCCCAGGUUCUCAAGGACAAUGCCUCCCUUCAGCAGGAAGCCCUCCUACCGCUGUCGGAGGUAACCAACCACGUCCCCAUGCAAAUUGGCGAUUACACGGACUUCUACGCUGGUCUUAACCACGCCUAUAAUAUUGGAGUUCUUUUCCGUGGACCGGAUAAUGCUCUGCAACCAAACUACACACACCUCCCAGUGGCUUACCAUGGCCGUGCCUCGUCCGUGGUCGCCUCUGGCACCCCUCUCCACCGUCCCCAGGGACAGAUCCUAACCAACCCAGCUGCCACUCCCAAGGUUCCUACCUUCUCCCCAUGCAAAAAGCUAGAUAUCGAGCUCGAAAUGGCAUUCUUCGUGUCAACCCCUAAUGACUUGGGACACCCCGUUCACAUCGACAAUGCCGAAGAUCACAUCUUCGGAGUGGUGCUCAUGAACGACUGGUCCGCGCGUGACAUCCAAGCCUGGGAAUAUGUUCCAUUGGGUCCCUUCAAUGCGAAGAACUUUGGCACAACAAUCACUCCUUGGGUCGUCCUUACCGAUGCCCUUGAGCCCUUCCGCACCUCUGGUUUGGAGCCCGGAAACCGGGAAUCCCUCCUGCCGUACCUUCGGGAAAAGCGCGCUGAGAAUGCCUACGAUAUCCCACUUGAGGUUGAGGUCACCAACGCGGGCGGCAAAGCUACUGUGAUCUCCAACAGUAACGCUAAGAACCUCUUAUACUCUUUCCCUCAGAUGCUGGCCCACCAUACCAUCACGGGUUGCAACUUGAACACGGGUGAUCUUCUGGGCAGCGGUACUAUCUCUGGCAAGGACAAGCAAACAGAGGGCAGUUUCCUCGAGCAGACAAAUGGAAAGACCCCGAUUAAACUUGCGGAUGGCUCUGAGCGCUUCUUCUUGGAGGACGGUGACACCGUGGUUCUUCGUGGUAAGGCCGGGACGGAAGGAAACUAUGUAGGGUUUGGCGACUGUGUGGGCACUAUCCUUCCCCCUGUGAAGCUCAACCUUUAA